AUGUUGAGAAUUUGCAGCAGAGCUCUGAUAAAGAUGGGGAUGGUGAGGCCCUUUCACUUGGUGAAACCUGUAUCAGCGACCCUAGUUCCUGGCAGAAACCUGUCCCAGCAGAAGGGACUGCCCAGUCAGCCUGUCCCCCCUCUGCAGCAGACCUGUGACCACUACCUUAGCUACCUGGAGCCCAUGUUGGAGGAGGACGAGUUGAAGCAAUCUAAAAAACUGGUGGAAGAGUUUCGGAAAGCAGGAGGAGUCGGAGAAAGACUGCAGAGAAGCCUUGAGAUGAAAGCAUGCAACACUGAGAACUGGUUUACAGAGGAUUUUGUGAAGGGUGAAUUUCUCGGUGCGCGGAAGCCUUUGGCAGGUUUUUCAAACCCUGGGGGACUCUUUCCCAAAGCAGACUACAGAGACAAAAAGGGACAAAUAAGGUUUGCUGCCAAAUUCAUAGCAGGUGGAAUGGAAUUAAAGACAAUGAUUGACAAUGAGACACUACCAGAUGAGUACAUGAGAGGGAAGCCGCUGUGUAUGAAGCAGUUUGAGCAGCUGUUUUCAUCCUGUCGUAUCCCUGAUCUGAAGAUGGACACCUUUGAGCAAUACACCGACAAACACAUCACUGUAGUACACAACGGUCAGUUCUUUGUGAUGGAAGCAUACAACAGUGAUGGGAGUCCACUAACAAUUGAUCAGCUCUGUGUUCAGCUGGAGAGGAUCUGCAACUCCUCACUACAGACCGACAUGGAGCCUGUUGGGAUCCUCACCACCCAGCAGCGUGACAGCUGGAGCAAAACCUACAACAACCUCAUCAAGGAUGAGACCAACAAAGAGUCAGUGUUGGCUAUCCAAAGCAGCAUCUUUACAGUGUGUUUGGAUGGAGCGAUGCCCUCAGUAUCUGAUGACAAGUAUCGUGACAGAGCUUUUCGUCAGAUGCUGCAUGGAGGAGGCAGCCAGUGGAACAGUGGAAACCGCUGGUUUGACAAGGGUCUUCAGUUAAUUAUUGGAGAACACGGGACAUAUGGUGCAAACUUCUCAUGUGCCGCUGCUGAUGGUGUCGUCCACAUGUCCGUGUCUGCCCAUUUAGUAGCAGGCGUAAAAAAGCCAGAGGUGCAGAUGCAGUCCCCAAUGGAGCCUUUACCUGUGCCCCAGAAAUUACACUUCAACCUCACACCUGAGAUCAAGAAGGACAUUGAGGAGGCCAAGCAGCACAUGGACACACUGGCCCAAAACGUGGAUCUGAGCUUUACGGAAUUUGACCACUUUGGGAAAAACUUCAUAAAGGCCCACAAGAUCCGCCCCAAUGCUUUCAUACAGAUGGCACUAAAGCUGGCCUACUACAGGAUGUACCAGCGGAUCUGUCCAUCACUGGAAUAUGUCUCCCUGCGUGCAUUCAAACUAGGACGUAUAAGUAUGAUGAAUUCAAACUCGCCUGCCUCAGCUGCCUUUGUUAAGGCCUUUGAUAAUCCCAAAAUACAGAACCCAGAGAAGGCUGAUUUAUUGGAGAAAGCUAUAAAGGAACAUGCAUGGUACACUGACAUGGCAUUUAGAGGCCAGGACAUUUACUGCCACCUCUACGGUCUACAGAAGCAGGCUUUAAAAGAGAAGAUCCCCAUGCCUGACAUCUUCACAGACACCUCCUAUGAUAAAUUCUUUGACUGCAAACUCGGUUCAAGUUAUAUUUCCAAAAAGUCUGGAUGUUUGCCAUGUUUUGGCCCUGAGGUACCUGAACAAUACGAUGUGCUGUACACUUUUACGGACAAUCAAAUUGAGUUUACGGUAGCCACUUUUAAAUCUCCCAGCACCUGUGAAGAAAAAAAUGCAUCACAACUAGCCCGAGCUGUGGAGAAUGCACUGUUGGACUUAAAGAUUCUGCUGGAAAAUACUUCAACAAGCUAAUCCAGGUUCAAAGCAGUAAUAAGCAGACUACCAUCUACUUGGAGCAGCAUCUUCCUGAAGUCUUGUCAUAACCAUGAUGUUGCCUACGGAUGAGUAUUGUUAAGAUUUUAA
Messenger RNA from Epinephelus fuscoguttatus (brown-marbled grouper), 1998 nucleotides. Its product is annotated as carnitine O-acetyltransferase-like. Gene Ontology annotation, cellular component: peroxisome. The transcript is spliced from 14 exons. Lineage: Eukaryota; Metazoa; Chordata; Actinopteri; Perciformes; Serranidae. The coding region runs from base 1 to 1887 and encodes 628 amino acids. Gene Ontology annotation, biological process: carnitine metabolic process, CoA-linked. The record is from RefSeq and is a predicted model, not a curated record. Gene Ontology annotation, molecular function: carnitine O-acetyltransferase activity.